Messenger RNA from Recurvomyces mirabilis, 1566 nucleotides. RefSeq lists its product as uncharacterized. The record is from RefSeq and is a predicted model, not a curated record. Gene Ontology annotation, cellular component: cytoplasm. Gene Ontology annotation, molecular function: oxidoreductase activity. Bases 1 to 1566 code for a protein of 521 amino acids. Lineage: Eukaryota; Fungi; Ascomycota; Dothideomycetes; Mycosphaerellales; Teratosphaeriaceae. The transcript has a single exon.
AUGUCCCGCGACCACCCCACUCUCCCCCAUCAGACCACCCCAGCCGGCCUCCCAACCAAAGAAUCCAGCACCUCCUUCUGGCACACUGAGCCCUCGCCCCUCCUCCUCGGCCACCGCUCAACCCGAAACCUGCCAGAGAAAGCAGAUAUAGUAGUCAUAGGCUCCGGCAUCACAGGCGCAAGCAUCGCCCACCACCUCCUCACCACCAACGACCCGAACAACAAUGACCCAAGCAGUAAUGGGAACAGGACUCGAGGCCCCAACGUCCUCAUGCUAGAAGCGCGCGAAGCCUGCUGGGGCGCCACAGGUCGCAACGGCGGCCACUGCCAACCCCUCCUCAUCGAAAACCCGCACGACCCAAGCAUUGGACACUUCGAGCUCAAGAACUUCCGCACAUUGCAGGAUCUGAUUAAGGAGAAGGAGAUCGACUGCGAGUUCGUGGAGCAGCCGGGUGUAAGAGGGAUUUAUAGUCUACAUCAUCUUCGUGAAGCGGAGGAGUCGUUGAAAGUGAUGGAGACGACGGCUCCAGAGUUGGGGGGGUUCAUGAGGAUUGUUACUGAGAAGGCUGAAUUGAGGAGGUUGAGGAUUCCGACGGCAGACGGGGCGGUGGUGACGGAGAUAGCGGCGAGACUGUGGCCGUAUAAAUUCGUCGCUCGCAUUCUAGAGGAUCUCUUGACUUCGACCACCUUAUCUGGGACUUUCAACCUGCAAACACUCACCCCUGCCCUCUCUCUCACACCUGCGCAAAACGGCCCGGCAAGAAGCUGGACCAUCACCACCCCUCGCGGCGACAUAUCAGCCCAAAAGGUGAUCCUAGCCACAAACGCCUACACCUCCCACCUCCUCCCCGACUCCUUCACCAACCUCAUCCUCCCCUGUCGAGGCCAAAUGAGCGCCCUCCAACCCCUGCCCAGCCUCACCGGAUCCUCCCGACUGCAGACUUCCUUUGGUUUCCUCGGAGAUGGCUUAGACGAUUACCUCAUCCAGCGUCCGAGUGAAAGGGGAGGACAUCUGAUGUUCGGCGGUGGAAGACAACACGGUCCUAGUAUUAGCGAGACGGACGAUGGGGUCGUCGAUCCCCAGACGGCGAGGUAUUUGCGGACGAGGCUCGUGGGUGCGUUUGGUUUGCCUGAAGGCAAGGCAGGAGGCGAGAAGCGGGAGGAUGAGGGAGGUGAGGGUGAGGGUGAGGGUGAGGGUGAGGGAGAGAGAGAGAAAGUUCAGUUCACUGCCGCGAACGAAUGGUCCGGCAUCAUGGGGUUCUCCCGCGAUGAGCGGCCGUGGGUUGGUGCCGUGCCGGGUGAGGAAGGGGUUUUCGUCUCGGCGGGGUAUACGGGGCAUGGGAUGCCGAAUUCUUGGCUUUGUGGGAAGGCUGUUGCUAUGAUGGCUUUGGCUGGUAGGGAGGGGGAAGGGGGUGAGAGAGAGGGACGGGGACGGGGUGUGGAGGAAGAAGGGGAGGAGGACGGGGAGGUGAUGCAGAAGGUGAUGCGGGAGACUGGACUACCGCGAUCAUAUAUCUUGACUAAGGAGAGGAUGGAGAGGGCGGAGAUGAGAGGGGGGGGUGGGUAG